AUGUCUUCCGAAGUUCCCCUCGGUUCUCACCCACCUCAACAUGACAGAGCCUUCGACUCUCUUCGUUUGGGUAGAUCUUCCCAAACAAUCCAUGCUCGACUACUCCGGUUUUGGGACACCCCGAACAUGAUCAACUCCAAUGAAAUCAGGGGAAUCACUAUGGUUCUCCUUGAUGAGAAGGAUUCAUCGAUCAACGCUUUCAUUCCUGCUGAGUGGGCAAAACUCUACCGUCAGUGUCUACAAGAGGGUCAGAUCUACGAAGUUGCUCACUUUGAAGUAGACAGUUGCCCUUAUAUGUACAAGACAACAGAGCACACUUUUGUGAUCCGUUUCAUUGCCCAAACAUCUCUUCAUAAGGUGAUCAACAAUGGUCCUGUCAUCAACCUCCACAAAUUUAUGAUUCGCAACUCUGACCAUCUCCACAUCCUUGCCAACACAAAUCUGGAACUCCCCGAUGUUGUAGGUGUGAUAAAAUCUGUGAAAGGUUUUGGCCUACUGAGCACAGAUAUAAUUUCACCAAUUCUCAUUCGAAACGUCGAAGUGUACUUGUCCUUACUGGACGAAGCUGCUGCUAGGUUUAAGGGUCUUCUAAACUCAGGGGAGAGCACAAAGUCUGUCAUGGUGGUCACAAGUCUAAACCCACAAAAAAAAGGAGAUCACCUGUACCUCAACUCCACCGCUGCCACCAAGUUUUAUUUCGGAAACAAUCUCGCUGCAAUCACAGAGUUCACGAUGAGCAUUGACUCCAGUCUUAGCGAUGCAAUAGGCGACGAUUUACCAAGUCUCAACGCAGAAACAGUGAUCACUACCAAAGAACUUAGCCCACCGGGAGAUCUCAGCAAGUUCCUCUCCAACUCUUCUACCCAGUCUCUUAUGACACAGGAAGCUUAUUUUACUUGCAUAGCUCGGAUUGUUGAGGUUGUCGCACAAAAGGGCUGGUACUAUGUCUCUUGCACUCACUGCGGGAAAGAAGUUGGAAACUCAGCCACAUCUCACCCCUGCAACCAGUGUCAUGAUACCACUGCCACCACUGUUGUGAGGUACAAGGUUGAAUUAUUGGUCGAUGAUGGUGAAAAUUAUGCCACUUUCUUGGUGCUCGACAAUGAGAUGAUGAAGCUCACUAAACAAGGUGCAGCAACUCUACUUGAUGAUGAGGUGAAUCGUCGUCUACGCAAUAGACUCCCAAAAUGUAUCGCAGAACUUCAAGGCCAAAAAUUUAUUUAUCAUGUAAAUGUGACGACAGACAAUUUAACAGACAACCGCCCUACCUUCACCGUCUCUGGAAUGAGCGCCAUUCUUAACAAGGAGAUUUUAACCAUCAAUGGAAAACAAAAAAAAGGAAAAAUGGAAUAUGGGGAAUCAUCAACUUCCGCUGCUGCCACCUAUACGUCAGCAAAUGAAGCGGACAAAGAUGGUCCCACAUACUCAACUGAGUAA
Messenger RNA from Brassica napus (rape), 1437 nucleotides. RefSeq lists its product as uncharacterized. The transcript has 10 exons. Lineage: Eukaryota; Viridiplantae; Streptophyta; Magnoliopsida; Brassicales; Brassicaceae. The record is from RefSeq and is a predicted model, not a curated record. Gene Ontology annotation, cellular component: nucleus. The coding region runs from base 1 to 1437 and encodes 478 amino acids. Gene Ontology annotation, biological process: DNA repair; DNA replication; DNA recombination. Gene Ontology annotation, molecular function: DNA binding.